Molecule: messenger RNA, 830 nt
Organism: Cryptococcus deneoformans JEC21
Lineage: Eukaryota; Fungi; Basidiomycota; Tremellomycetes; Tremellales; Cryptococcaceae
Product: protein-methionine-R-oxide reductase, putative
Exons: 6
Coding region: 30-578 (182 amino acids)
Biological process (GO): protein repair; response to oxidative stress
Molecular function (GO): peptide-methionine (R)-S-oxide reductase activity
Source: RefSeq, a predicted model, not a curated record
UUAAAUUAGUUUUGCUCCUGGCUAUAUUCAUGCCUUUCAUCUCACCCACACUCUUCCGCUCAACAAUCCACACAGCCCGUACUCACUUCCCCACCUCUUCAGUCACAAGCGCAGCUCGUUCCAUAAGCUUCAGUCUUCCAUUCGCAUUUUUCAGCUCAUCCGCCUCCGCCAACAUGUCUCAACCUGCCAAGGUCCAGAAAUCCGACGACGAAUGGCGUGCAAUUCUUAGUCCGGAGCAAUUCCGAGUUCUGAGACAGAAGGGAACUGAGAGGCCAGGCUCUCACCCUUACGAUCACUCCAACGACAAAGGUGUUUACCACUGUGCCGGAUGUGAUGCCCCCUUGUAUACAUCGAACACCAAGUUCCAAUCUGGAUGUGGAUGGCCAGCCUUUUACGAUACCAUCCCAGGUGCCGUUAACCGUCAUGAAGAUAGGAAUUUCGGGAUGACUCGUACGGAGAUUACAUGCGCCAAUUGUGGCGGUCAUUUAGGUCACGUCUUCAAGGGGGAAGGUUUUCCUAACCCGGUUGAUGAACGACACUGUGUCAACGGAAUUUCCCUCAACUUCAAGAAUGAAUAGAUUCAAAUGUGGAAUAUGUUGUUUUAGGGGACAGAGAGUAAUCUUAUGCAAAACUUCGUGCCAGCUGUUUAUGUGACUGAACUGAAAGUCUGCCAUCUUAUCUGAGGUUGGAAUAGGAAUGCAAAUGGGUUACAUAGGGUAAAAGAACACAAGGCAGGAGAGAAGAACAAAAAAAAAGAAACGACGGAUAUCUGUAUGCAGUAUUGGGUAAAGGGGUAAAUGAAGGCUUUAUUGAAUAAAGCAUUAUGAAAU